Micropterus salmoides (largemouth bass) is the source of this 4120-nucleotide messenger RNA. It is a transcript of the gene zdhhc18b, whose product is annotated as zinc finger DHHC-type palmitoyltransferase 18b. Gene Ontology annotation, biological process: peptidyl-L-cysteine S-palmitoylation; protein targeting to membrane. Bases 571 to 1995 code for a protein of 474 amino acids. The transcript is spliced from 9 exons. Gene Ontology annotation, molecular function: protein-cysteine S-palmitoyltransferase activity. The record is from RefSeq and is a predicted model, not a curated record. NCBI's taxonomy places the organism in Eukaryota, Metazoa, Chordata, Actinopteri, Centrarchiformes, Centrarchidae. Gene Ontology annotation, cellular component: Golgi apparatus; endoplasmic reticulum.
ACAACAGCCAACGUGCUAACCUAUAUUAGUCACGAACGUGUAAGACUCCUGGCAGGAGAGCAGUAUGUAUAUAAAAUGCGACGUUUUAGUGCUCCUUUUAACUGUAACGUUACAUAAAGGUCCUCUGAAGAAUAGCAUAAAGGUUAGCUAAUCGGUGCACGGCGAGCAAGCUAACAAGCUAGCAAUGUUAACGGUAUUUGGGGUUUAACGUUACUGAUGUUAAAAAGUCCGCAGCUGGCUGAGUUGGCUAGUCUGAAUGGAAGAGCUAACAAGCUAACUUAACUAUCGCCCGAAUUGGUGCGAAGUCCUUCUGGAGACAGACUUUCAGAGGACUAACGUUAACAUAAAUGAAGAGGAAUGGAAAGUAACGGGGAACAUUUCGAGCGCUGGGUCUUAAGGUUAUUUACAACUGGAUACCCAUAGUAAAGGAUUAGCUUGUUUUCUACGUGGAAUGACGACAUUUUCACCGUUCAGCUGCCUCAAACACGGGCGUUGGUGAUGCUGUCGGUCACUGGCCAAAUGCUCCGGUUGUCCGAAUUGGGACAGAGCAUCAAAACUACAUUAUAAAUCAUGAAAAACUGCGAGUAUCAGCAAAUCGACCCGCAGGCACUUCCGACACCAACCCCGACCCCUCCACCCCAUCAUGGAAACGACAGUGACAAGAGAGAGGAGCCGAAGAGACCGAGGAGAAAGUGGGAAGUUUUCCCCGGAAAGAAUCGCUUCUACUGCGAUGGACGGAUCAUUGUGGCUCGACAGAAUGGGGUCUUGCCCCUCACUCUGGGCCUUAUUCUCGUCACAAGUGGAUUAUUCUUUAUAUUUGACUGCCCCUUCCUGGUCAAACACCUGACCAGCUGCAUACCUGUUAUUGGAGGAGGCCUCUUUGUAUUUGUGGUCAUCACCCUGCUCCAGACUAGCUUCACUGACCCCGGCAUCCUGCCUAGAGCAACGCCAGACGAGGCUGCAGACAUUGAAAAACAAAUUGACAACACUGGAAACGCCAGCUAUCGACCUCCACCGCGCACCAAGGAAGUCCUCAUCAACCAGCAGGUGGUGAAGCUCAAGUACUGCUUCACCUGCAAGAUGUUCCGUCCUCCGCGCACCUCCCACUGCAGCCUGUGUGACAACUGUGUGGAGCGUUUCGACCAUCACUGCCCUUGGGUGGGGAACUGUGUGGGCAAACGCAACUACCGUUUCUUCUACACCUUCAUUGUGUCGCUGUCCUUCCUGACGGCGUUCAUCUUCGGCUGUGUGACCACGCAUCUAGCACUGAGGGCUCAAGGUGGAAAAGGCCUGGUGUUUGCUUUACAAGAGAGUCCAGGCAGUGCUGUGGAGCUGGUGAUAUGUUUCUUCUCAGUCUGGUCCAUCCUGGGCCUCUCAGGCUUCCAUACAUACCUGGUUUCUUCCAACCUGACCACUAAUGAAGACAUUAAAGGCUCCUGGUCAGGCAAGAGUGGAGAAGAUGUCACCAACCCAUACACUCACAGAAACAUCUUUGUCAACUGUUGUUCUGUGCUCUGUGGACCCAUGCCACCCAGCUUGAUCGACAGACGAGGGUUCCUGCCCGCAGAUGAAUCUUCCCAGACUGCUGGCGUGGACAUCGAGCUGCCCACUCUGGCAACUAAAAGCGAGAUAAAUGUGUGCACACAGGGAACUAAAGAUCUGCUGGAGUCGGCCACUCACUCUCCUCUCCUGUCCACCUCAUGUCCUCAGGGGAAACCUCAGACAACUCAUACAUGCCCAGACAACAGCACUGCGUUGAACACUGACCCCUCACCGGAGCUCUCUACGAGCUGCGGGGCUCGCAAUAUUGCUAGCUACCAAGGCAAUACCUCUCCAUCACGUCACGCCAAGACUCGGUCAAAGAAAAGUAAACGAGCAGCUCUGCAUAUCCCCAACCCUGCCUCCGAUGUCCCUGUUUCCCCUACCUCUCCAGACACUGGCCCCAGCUCCAAAGCCAGGGGCCACCAAGGUGCCGCCUUUGACCCUUUGCACUGACUGACUUGAAUGACGGCUUUCUCAAGUGAAAACACACAUCGUCUGAAGCUUGCAUGCUGUAACACAGUCAGAUACAAGUGGUAUGAAUUCAAGAUGUUCUUUAUUGUUUGGUGGUUUUCUGAUGGUCCUGGGUGUGGUCAUUGUGGAUGACAAUCACAAAGAUAUGGAAUUACGUGAUCUGUUUGCAGUAGAAACACUAGAGCAGAAUGGUUGGAGAUUAUUCAGGCUGUAAAGGAUGCAUUUCAGCCCUUGGUGUAGAAUGACAAAAAUUUAAUUUGCAAGAUGAAGGAACUGGUGUACUGACGGAGCCAUAUGUCUUUCUGAUGAUUCUUGUGUAAAACAUGAAUUUUACCAGCAUCAAAUAUUGUAAAAUACUGGCUCUGAUGUAUCAGGUGGACAAACUCUGGGAGCUUGAAUGGCUUCGCAUGGAAGACUCAAGCUCAGAAUCUGUAUGCAUCUGUAAGGAGAAGAGUUGCUCUCAAAGGGAAAGUCCAUCCCAAAUAUAGAAUUCACAUAUAUAAUUUCUACUAUAAAAGACUGUGCAGCUGAGUUUGAGCAAGUUUUUGAGCAAGAGACAUAUAGGCUGUGAAUAAUUGAAAAAGUCAUGGGACACUCACAGCAGCCAUGGAGCGUUUUCAAGGAUAUGGGGAUAUUUUGACAAUAAUAUCUGAAAACUCUGUGUUCAAAUCAUUCUCCUUUGGAAGUACUGAUGGCUGACAAAUUAAAAGAAAGCCCAGCAUAAAUAGUAUUGGUAAGAGCACCUUCAGUGAUCACUGUCAUGGAUUUCUAACUUUGUGAAACUGUACAGGAGGAAGGUAUUCCUUCAUUUGAUGUUUUUAUGAUGGUAGUGGAGACAUCCAUUUCUGAAAACUGGCAAUCUGACAAGCAUGUCUAUAAUGAUUGCGCCCUUAUCUCUUUUUAAACAUAUGUCUCACUUCUCUCUAUAACAGCACUUACAUAUACACUUGCUUUUUGACGUGUUCAGACGCCACAGUAAUUUGUUUCAAGCAUGCCCACCUUAAAGCAACAUUAUGUAGUAUUUUUAUCUUAAACAUCUUCAAAAUCAUUUUGACAUUACACUGACUUGUAAUAGAGCAAAUGGCGUCUCUGUCAUUGCCGCUCUGGCCCAGUAUUGCUUGGUAUUGUCACCAUGUGACAUUGAAAUCCUGGGCAGGACCAAACUAUCGUGAGAAUGGUGUAAUGCUUUACGGCAUAAACGCAACUCCUCCGCAAGCAAGCUAUAAGAUGAAGUAAAAUAUAUAGAAUAUACAAAAUGAGUUCUGAGGAAGAAGCUAGCUUGGUAUUCUCAGUAUGGAUAUCAUGGCAGAGGCUGUGAAGACAGGCACAGCCUCUUUAAUCUGGCUAAUGGUGGAGAGAGCACUGUUUAACACAUUGCUCUAAAAUCUUUAGUAAUAGGUUUUGAGUCGGGUUGAGGUAGUGAAGGUCAUAGCACGAGAUUCAUAUAAUUUUCACCUCUGCAUUUCUCUCCACAUAUUCAUUCAGGUUUUCAUUAGUUGCCAUCUGUAACAUCUCACACAAAGGUAUUGGCCCACUGAGUUCAGUAAGUUAUCCAGUUUCAAUUGUAAUGGCUCAGCAGAGAAACAGUUUUGAACCCAGGUGUACAGCUCAGGACAGACAGGAUAAGUUCACAUUUACUUGUGGUCAAACAGUUCAAACCAGGCAGCCAAAUGGCUAGAAAGCUAAGGCAGAGGCCCAGUCAUCGAUCUGGCAAAGAGUAGGCUAAAUGAUAAUGGGCGGAAAUAUAUACUGCAGGGCUGAUGGGUUAAGUGGAAACAGGUGGAAGGAGAGGUCAGGUAUGGCAGGGAAGACAAAGCAGACAUGAGAAUGGGUGAAGUUGGCUCACGUGGCAUCAAUGGACCAACCCCAAAAAUAGUCAUAUUUUUGGGCUGUGAUAUUGCCACAGCUUUUUUUUUGUUUAAAGGUGUUGACUUUACUAUCCAAAAUGUUUUUUGCACAUGUGAAUUCUGUUUUUGUGUGGAUUUCAACUUUAACGCAAACAACACAGUGACUUACGUGUGUAUCAUUUGUAUGCUGUUGUGUGCUGUUGUUCAGAUUUCUGUGCUGUAUAAAUGGCAGCGAAUGCAACUGCAUGAUAAUGGCUAAA